Corythoichthys intestinalis (scribbled pipefish) is the source of this 3099-nucleotide messenger RNA. RefSeq names its product negative regulator of ubiquitin-like proteins 1 (gene nub1). Gene Ontology annotation, molecular function: protein binding. The record is from RefSeq and is a predicted model, not a curated record. Lineage: Eukaryota; Metazoa; Chordata; Actinopteri; Syngnathiformes; Syngnathidae. The coding region runs from base 714 to 2462 and encodes 582 amino acids. The transcript is spliced from 12 exons. Gene Ontology annotation, biological process: regulation of ubiquitin-dependent protein catabolic process.
GCUGAUGGAGAAAUGGGGAAGAAAAUUGGCAGAAUGAGGUCUUAUUCUAAAGCUCCUGCCGCCCAUUAGUUUAUGAUGAGCUUGGAGCAGCAUCACACUUUUUAGCGGGCGGCUAAUUUUUUAAAUCUCAUCCCCCAAAUUGAAGAAAAAUCCCAAUAAUGAUUUUUACCUUCAUUUUUUUUUAACAAAUUUCAUUCUGUAUUUCAAUCAAAACCUUUGAAUUUCAUUUCAGCGUUAUAGCUAGGAGGCGCGCUUUAUCGACGAGUCACGUAUUGUGCCGCAGUUGUGUUUUCUCGUGCUAUUGCCGCCCCCUGCCGGCCGAGUUGAGGGAGGCCGUCCUGGUCACGUGUCAGUAGAAAAACAGGAGAUGACGACGACUACUAUCGUCCCGCGUUUAAAACCUUGAAAAAACAACACAUUGUCGCCAAAAACAAACUUUUUCACGGGCACCGCAUUCCAACGGCGAUAUGUUAGCUAAAUUACUCAUCAAAUGAUUUGAAAAUAUCAAGUCUAAAACGGUUUCGAUUUUGAUCGUUUCUGUCAGGAGCAGAAAAGAUCGUUUAGAAGUGAGUGAGGCUUCACUCCGGCCGGUGAUAUUCAUCCGCCUUGCCGUCGCGUCGGGAGGAUUGCGUUGCGAGUGAAAGCUCUUGGCUGCGGAGGAAAUCUCGGUGAAAAGGAAAGCAACUCCAGGACGAAAGCGACGAAAGGUGACCAUGGCGGAGCAGAAUUUGGAAGCCAAAUUGAAGAAGUUACUGAAGCAGGACAAGAUCCAGCUGUGGAAAGAGCCUUACACCGACGAGCAGCAGCGAGCCGGAAGUGGCCACAUGCAGGAGCUGGCGGAGCGCUACGGCGCCAUGCUGCGUCUGUCUGGGUCCGAGGUGGCCGGCGCUCUGGAGCUCAUCCGAGUGCAGGCCUUGAAGAGAGGUCAGCGCAACCACACCUUCAGGGAAACGGACGUGGCCACCUUGGAGCUGCUGCUGCCGCGGGGCUGCGGGAAGGACGGCAAGUCCAGGAUGUUUAUGGAGAGCCGCUUGGACGUGUGCGCUCAGGAGCUCAUGGAUAGGAUCGCGCGAGAAGUCGGUCUGAAAAGCUUCAAAGUCAUCCUGAACGGGAAGACUCUGAACGCGGGUCUGAGGCUGGACCGGCAGGGCGUCGGCAACCACAGCAAGAUGAUGGUCCUCAAGGUCAGCUCCGUCGCCGCCGCGCAGUCCGCUCGGCACGACGCCGACGACGCGUCGCCGUCCACCUCGCGCGACCACAGCGUCCAGCGCACGCACAGGGGCUUCCAGAUACUGUCUGAGAGAGACGGCACCGAGGACCCGGAGACGGCGCCCUUCCUGGAGGUGGCCGACCAGAAGGGAAACCCGCUGACGAUCCCCCGGGAGGAAAAGAAGGCGCUGAUCCUGGCGAUGGGCCUCCACGAAAAGGGGCGGGCCCUGAUGAAGAGGAAACUCUACGACGACGCGCUAUGUCACCUCCUGCAGGCCGACCUCCACUUCAGCCGCUGCGGUUCGGGGCUGCUCGGCGCGGUGGACAACUACGGCGUGCUGCAGCUGGACGUCGUCUGGUGUUACCGAGCCUUGGAGGCCCUCUCGUGCCUGGAGGACGGACGCGAGCGUCUGAGGCGGGCCGAGGACUGCUUCCUCAGGUGCUACGGCGAGCGCCGGCAGAGGCUGCUGUCCAUCAAGGGCAGCUCGGGGCGGGAGGAGGCGCUCUUCCUGCGCCUGCACCUCUUGCGGAGCCUCCUGGCCUUCGUGGACGGCGACGACCCGCAGGCGCGUCAGCAGCUGGAUCGGGCAGAGUCGCUGUACGCCGGCCUGUGUCCCGACGCCGACAAAAUGACGGAGCUGAUGCUGCUGGGCUUCAGCGAGCGGGAAGCGCGACUGGGCCUGCGAGCGUGCGGCGGCGACUUGCACGAGGCCUCCAUGCUCAUCGCCAACCAGCGACAGGAGCGGGAGGAGCUGCGGCGGCGCGAGCGCGAGAAGCGCCAACGGACCGAGGCCGGCUUGGCCAUCUUGAAGGAGGCGGGCUACGCGCCCAGGGCCGCCGCGGCCGCCCUGCGCCGAGCCGACGGCGACGUGGAACGAGCUUUCCGAAUUCUGCUGGACGCUAGCCAAACGAUCGCCACGCCCGACACGGGAGAGAAGGUCUCGCAGUUGCUGUAUUUGGGCUUCGAGCGGUCGGCGGCGGAGGCGGCGCUCGCCUUGACGGGCGGCGACAUCCAUUCGGCCACCGAGCUGCUGAUGGACAACGGGGGUUCGGUCCCUUCGGCGACCACGCCCCCCUCGGAGGAGGAGGAGCCCGGCGCGUCGUCCGGUUCCACGGACGAGAGCGAGCUGGUCAACGAAGUUCUGGAGGACAUCCCGAGUCAUGAGGACGAUUACUUGGACCUGACGCUGGAGGAGGAGCUGCUGCUCAUCAACACCAUCAAGACGCAUCUGGAGCGCACGCCGGCACAAUGACGCGCCGGCCGUCGGUCAGCGUACGUACCCAAAACCGAUGGACGCUCACAUUUUCUAUGGAAUAUCCCCUCCAAAAAUUCCUCGGGAGGCUCUUAACCUGUGUGCCGCUCGUCCAAACGCGCCUCGCGAUUGAUCGACGCGUCGUCCGAAUCGUAGACAACGCGUAUACGGAGCGCGAGAUGAGUCGCCGCGCACGUGUGUUUUGUAUAACAUUGUAGUUGAUGUCAAAUUGACAGAAAUUUCAAAUGACGACUCUGUUUUCAUGCACGUCAGACAUUGGACUGCGUACUUGAAAAUAUAUUUUUUUUUACUUCCCACUUUGGCGAUAAGGCGGGCAAACGGUGUUUGUUGCGGCGGGGACGAGCUGAGAUUUGGGGAUUUUCAUUUUUUGGAAAAGUGAAUGGCUCGUCAUGUUACAUUUGUCAAUAAUUUGCUGUUUUUAUGACAAAGGCUAUUUUUUGGUCUUGUGGUAAAGUAGGAGAGCAUUGAUUAGAUGUGCUCUUCCCUGAAAUGAAGCUUAUCCAUGUUGUUCAUCAUUAAAUAAUGAACAAAAUUAUCAAGGGUGAUUGUUUUUAAAUGCUUUACUAUACAAAAAACCUUUCUAUACAUGGUCUUUAAUAAAAAAUGCCUUACUAAA